Molecule: messenger RNA, 1758 nt
Organism: Darwinula stevensoni
Lineage: Eukaryota; Metazoa; Arthropoda; Ostracoda; Podocopida; Darwinulidae
Source: the annotation of a GenBank genome assembly
UAUUUCCAUCUGAUAGAAAUGGCUACUGAUGUUGAAGCAAAGCUUGAGUCCCUGAAACUAGAAGAUGUUGAUUCAUUCACCAUCGAUGAAAUACGAGAAAUCCUGCAUGUUUUACUUCCCAAGUAUCAGGCUUUACUUAAGCAGGUUGCUGCCUAUGUGAACCAGCUUGUGGAGCUACAGUGCAAGUCUUGUGAAAGCAAUGAGGAUAAGGAGGUGCAGGUGAAUCAAGAGGACAUCACAAGAUGCAAUGGCACUUCUCUAGAUUGGACUGAUCCUGACAGUGUGGGGAAAAUUGAUGUAGCGAAGUGUGUGGAAGAAGCAGCCUCAGAAGCCUUGCAACAUACAGGAUUUGUCUUUGAGGAAACCUCUGGCCUCUAUUAUGACUACUCUUCAGGCUACUACUAUGAUGCUGAGAGGAGUCUUUACUAUGAUGGACGAACAGGUAUCUAUUUCUAUUACAACCCAGAAUCAGGGAAGUAUGAAUUCCAUUCCCAGGUUGGAGCAUCAAAACAGAACCAGAAAAGCAAGUCCAGAAAAAGAAAAGUCCAGGAAGCUGAGGUUGAGGAAGCAGAAGAGAAGGAGGAAGGAGAACUUUCUAAUGCCAGUACUGAGGAUGAAGAAGAUGCUGAGGAGAUAGAGAACUCCUCUGAUGAAGAAAGUUCUCACCAAACUUCUCAAGAUAUCUCUGCUGCUUAUCCUCCCUGUGUCCGUCUGGUGGUGAAGGAGACAUCCAUUGACAUCCCUCAAGGGUCAGUGUUCAUCAUCACAUGUUCUGGGGGCACCAUAGGACGAGAGGGAGCAAGUCAUGCCUUCACCCUGGAUCACCCCUCUGUCAGCAAGAGUCAUGCCAGAAUGCGUUACAAUGAAGAGGUGGAAGGUUAUGAGAUAGAGGACAUGGGAAGUGAAAGUGGCACUAUGGUGAAUGAGAACAAGAUAGACACUUGGGUUUCUGUGAUUCAUGGAACACGCUUGCACAUUGGAGACACCUGUCUCGAGUGUCACAUCCAUGCAGGCCAGAACACUUGUCCUGGCUGUGAACCAGGACUCUGCAUCUCAUCGCAAGGCAAUGCGGCCCCUCCUCUCCGGCCACGUGGCCUCUCGAAAGCAGACAGGGAACGGGAGCGACGCAAGACCUUGAAGGAGAUGAAGAAGAAAUUCGGACUGGAAGAUGUGGAUUACGUGGUGAAUGGCGGAACUGGGGAUUCCCAGUACCGGGACCGAGCCCACGAGCGAAGGGAGAAAGUCGGCAUCGACCCUCUUGGUGUCAAAGUCCAAGCUGCAUCUCUGGAUACGGCAUUGGAUAACAGGAACAAAGGAUUCCAGCUUCUCUCAAAAAUGGGAUGGAAGAGUGGAGAAGGUUUGGGAGGAGCUUCUGCUCAGUCAUGUAUCCUUGAACCGGUAUCUGUGGAAGUGCGAGAGGGGAAACAGGGAUUGGGUUCUCGUGAUCCUUGUGUUGCCUCGAGUGCCACUGUCAAGGAAACAGCAAAGAAGGAGAUUUGGAAGAAAACUCAGGAUAGGUAUCAGAGCAUACAGGAAUGAUUAACUUUAGGUGCUAUGGUAUUUCAUCAUUACCCAUUGACUCACUGAUGCAGGUGGGUACUUUCAUAGAAAACCCUAAACAAUCUGAAUCUUGGUUUCCACAUGUGAAUGAAUGGUGGAUCCACCUGGUGACAAGGGAAGGUUUAUUCCUAUCAAAUGGCAACAGCAAGAGUCACACCAAGACAUGAAGGAUCUUUGGUUCCUCACUAUUAAUUAUGG